CCUUACAGUCCCAUUAAAGGAAUAAUGAUGUUGCGACCACUUCUCUGUUAUGUUGAGUACUUCAUGGGCUUCAUGUAAAACUCUCCUCCUGUGGGUUGUUAAUUUGACAUACAAGCUCGCAAUAGAGAAGUGCAUGCUUACGCAUGUUAUAGAAUCAACAUUUCAAGACAGAGUUGGAAGGCUGAAGGUUUUGAAGUUAUAUUUCCUGUAUAAUUUCAUGUUCUUGUUAAAAUUGAGCUGACGUUAUACCCUGGAAGAAUUUUCGGAGGCGGUAUCUCAAGAUACUGUAUGUAAAGCGGACUGCUGAAAGUAAAAUAACGAUGCAAGUUAAGUUGCAUUUUACUUCAACAGUGCCUUCCGUUUGCAACAAGUUGUUCAGAGUAUUCAUACUUAAACAGUCUACAUACAAUGUCUGGACCAUUUUUUAUUUUUCCAUAUAGCACAUUUAUGCACUUUUUCAAAAUUCAUUGAUUGUCCUUUUAAAAGCAAUAUCACUGGCCUAAAAUGUCUCUGGGAAAUCGGCAAGCAGCUGAGACUCUUCUCCAUGGAGAAUUUGGAGUCUAUCCAUCCAAGGGUAUUCGCUAUGCACUAAGUCUGACUCAAACAGGACUCCACAUCCAGAGGCUGGUUCCCAAGCCUGACGACGACCAACGAACAGUGCUGCCAAUUCUUGAUAUGGUUGGUUGUCAUACUUUACGAAGUCGUGGGUCUGCAGACACAUUUGCUUAUUUUUCCAUCUACUCCUACCCGCUAAAAAAAAAGAAAGUGACUAUGGGCUCCAGCCGAACACGCCAGAGGUCUGUUCGCACAUUCAGGGUUGAUGAAUCAACAGAAUAUAAUAAAAAUCAAGCUACUGCAGAGAAGUGGGCAACUGCAAUCAAAUGCCUUAUCCAAGGCAUUCCCAUUAGUGGUGAAACAGAAUUGGUUCCUGAAAUACUGCCUAGGCCACGACGAUUAAUGUUGCUGCUGAAUCCAUGUGGUGGACGAGGCAAUGCUUUCCAACAGUGCCACUCGCAUAUCCUGCCUAUGAUCACAGAAGCAGAUAUCAGUUAUAAUCUUAUUCAAACAGAGCGACAAAAUCAUGCACGAGAGUUGGUACAGAGCAUUAAUCUGGAGGAGUGGGAUGGUAUAGUUGUCAUCUCUGGGGAUGGACUUCUUUAUGAGGUUAUUAAUGGUUUGAUGGAACGCCAUGAUUGGGAGGAUGCAAUAAAAAUGCCAGUUGGAAUUCUUCCCUGUGGCUCCGGAAAUGCCUUGGCUGGAGCCAUCAAUUUCAAUGCAGGGUUUGAACAGGCAAUGGGGUCUGAGCUGCUGCUUAAUUGUACUUUACUGCUCUGCCGGGGUACAAUACUGCCUAUGGACCUGGUGUCUGUAACAACUUGCUCUGGAUUACGUUCAUUCUCCUUUCUAAGUGUUGCUUGGGGUUUUAUUUCUGAUGUGGACAUAGAAAGUGAAAAAUACCGCCAUAUGGGCUCUGCCCGUUUUACAGUAGGAACUAUGGUAAGGGUGGCCUCACUCCGCACAUAUAAAGGCCGCCUUUCUUAUUUGCCAGUACUAGAUGCUCACCGUCCUAUUUGCAGAAGUAUUACUUUGGCUGCGAAUGGGAGCCUUAUUCCAUUCCAGCGUUCCCAGCUGCACCGUACCAUUUCAGACAUGGGACUCUGUGAAGAACGCAAUGUUAUGUAUAAGCGCAGCUCUGCUUCUCUGGAUACCAAUGAGCUGCCAAGUUUUGAGACUUCGCCAUCACCAGGCUCCCCAACAGCUUUGCACUCCUCCAGCUUCAGCUUUGAUUCUGUAUUGGACCCACUACACCAAGAAGGCUUACAACACAGGGGAACGGAACCUACGACAUUUUAUCAAGUAAAUGGACCCAAGGAUGACCUUUUGCCUCCCAUAGGACAACCACUACCAAAGACGUGGGUGACAGUUGAAGAUGACUUUGUAUUGGUGUUGGCAAUGUAUGAGAGUCAUUUGGGGGCAGAUUUAUUUACUGCACCAUUUUCUUGCUUUAACGAUGGGCUAAUCCACCUCUUCUUUGUAAAAGCAGGAAUUUCACGGGCAGCCCUUGUUCGCCUUUUCUUGGCAAUGGAAAAAGGCACCCACAUUGAGAUGGAAUGUCCAUACCUUGUACAUGUCCCUGUUCAAGCCUUCCGUUUGGAACCGCUUACACGUAAGGGAAUAAUUACUGUUGAUGGAGAACGGGUAGAAUACGGGCCUAUUCAGGCUCAGAUACAUAGCGGACUAAGCAAUCUUAUUACUGGGUCUAGUAAAGUACACAUGACCUCAUACUAGAGAUUUUGCUCUUCCAGGCUCUGUUGUGCAAUACCAAGUUGUCUUCGGUGCUGUUGAUGCCUGUACUACAUAAUAAAUAGUACAACACUGGAUGAGGAAGUAUGUUAAAAAGUAAUAACAUUUUGUUAAGCAUGUGCUUAACACUUUUGCUAGUUGGCUUGUAAAGAAUGCCUUACUGUGUUCCUUUUUGAACAUGUGUAACAUGAAUAAAAGUGCAGGUUACUUUAGAGUCCUAACUAAUUUAGUGAACAAUAGCUUAAUAAACAUGCAUACGUUAAACCUUUUGAGGGAUAUAGGGAAAUGUGCCUGUGUGCUGGAGGCUACCAUCUUUUCCUUAGAUAUACUUGGUUGUCCAUCAUACUGUAACAAAUAUGCUUCUGGACAUGUUUUUAAGCUACAUCUUCAUUAUUAAAUCCUAACAGGGAACUGCUUGGGCCUUUUAUUUGUAAAUAUUUUAAUUGUCUGUCUACAUAAAGAAUGUACAUGCAUAGCUGUGUUUAAAAACAAACAAAAAAAAAAAACUGAUAAAUACUAUAACUUUGAUGCCUAGCUAUUGUUUUAAUAUUAACUGGGAUGAAAAACGUAGCCACUAAAUUCUACCUGGUGAAACCAAGAUAAUUUGAAAGAGAGAAUGUAAGACUAUGAAUUAAUUUUUAUUAAUUUUUUUGAGAACGGUUUGGCUAUUUUUCCCAAAUUAUAUACAUUUUAAUAUGUUGUGCAUUGAAUGUGUAGCUCGAAAUCUCAGGGUUUAGUAAAUUAUUUAGUUUCUAAAAAUUAGUUUGAUGUAUAGGAAUCGUAUCAUUCGUUUCCAUAUAGUUGGCCAUUUUGGUUAGUGUUUCCUCUGGUUUUUAAUAUUUGAGUAAUCUGUUGGGUAGAGAAUGAAUUCUUAAAAAAUAAAACAAAAUUAGACCGCC
This is a messenger RNA of Spea bombifrons (plains spadefoot toad), 3203 nucleotides long. It is a transcript of the gene SPHK2, whose product is annotated as sphingosine kinase 2. Gene Ontology annotation, biological process: sphinganine-1-phosphate biosynthetic process; sphingosine biosynthetic process; positive regulation of apoptotic process. The record is from RefSeq and is a predicted model, not a curated record. Gene Ontology annotation, cellular component: cytoplasm; intracellular membrane-bounded organelle; membrane. NCBI's taxonomy places the organism in Eukaryota, Metazoa, Chordata, Amphibia, Anura, Pelobatidae. The transcript is spliced from 6 exons. The coding region runs from base 505 to 2289 and encodes 594 amino acids.